This is a messenger RNA of Lagopus muta (rock ptarmigan), 5722 nucleotides long. Its product is annotated as titin-like. The coding region runs from base 4901 to 5452 and encodes 183 amino acids. The record is from RefSeq and is a predicted model, not a curated record. The transcript is spliced from 5 exons. NCBI's taxonomy places the organism in Eukaryota, Metazoa, Chordata, Aves, Galliformes, Phasianidae.
CAUAAAAGUUCUUACUUGCUCAUAUCUGUGAUUUCUUUACAUCUCUCCUUUCUUCCAACUGUUUGCUUUGUUUGUUCUGUGGUUUGAAGUACACUCUUCUGUGAUGUCUCGCUUUUGUUGUUGAAAUUUCCUAAGCAUUUUCUUUUAUGCAAAAUCAGAUGAAGUACAAAAAACUCAAUGCGUCUUCACAUCAAAUGUUACAAUUAAGUAUUCUUAUUCUUUCAAAGUGACUCAAGUGCACAGAAAAAUUAUCACAGAAGAAAAAGUUGCGGUUGCUAAAAAAGAUGAGGCUCCACCCAAAAGAGGUAUAUAAUUUUUCAGAGCUACAUAAGAAAGCAUUUUUAUCUGGUGAUUUAUAUUUUUUUGCAUAUAAGUGUAUAGCACAAAUUGUUUUGUUGUUGUUUGUUGUCAUUUGCGCAUUUGAGUUAAAGAAUUAUCAGGUCUCUGCUUUUGUGUUUUGUCAUCUGAUAAUGUUUGUAACUAAGUCAAAAUCUUUUCAAACAAACAAAAAUUUUAAAAAUGCCAGCAGUGCCCAAGAAGACUGUGCCAGAAGAGAAAGUUCCUGUUCCGGUUUCACGGAAAGUGGCUGCUCCACCAGCUAAAGGUAUCUAAGUUCUUUUCAAAGUAGAGAAGACUUCUAAAUGUCAGAUAUGUGCAUGUAUCAUACUCAUCAUCUGCCUGGCUAAUAUUCCAUUCUCUAUCAUCUUGAUUAUAAAUGAGAAGGAGCUUUAUAAAUGAGAAAGGAACUUGGUCUUCUCUCUUGCAAAAAAUGCAGUAGAUGAUGGAGAACAGUCACACAUCUGCAUUCCUUGCAUUUUCUAAGCUGCUAGUAACUUCACUGUUUACAAUGGCUGCUUAAGUGCUUUGGAGAGCUAAAUGAAGCAAUUUACUCAGUGAAUAAAUGUGAAUACAUUUAGAAAAAUAAUAUCAAUGUUUUAGAACAUAGUCAAUUUUCAGAGUGGUAGAUUUCGGUCUUAGAAAUAUGUUGCGCUUCUCUGAUCUUGUGUUUGAAAUGUAAUUUUGUCAUGUAUGUUCAGUGUCAUGUGUUUUGUGAUUAAAUUAUGUUUCUGAAGGACCUAGAGAAAUCUUUCAUCUUUAUCUUUGCAUAUUCAUUUUCUGUGUUUAUGCAGUUUGCUUUUUGAUGCAUUUUACACUGUAUGUGAGUCUAAUGUUUUUUGUAUUACUUUAGUAGCUUAUAUUUCUACUGCUACUAAAAUUGUCAGGUGUUUCAAAGGAACUAGCUCUAGGGAAUUUAUUCUUGGAACACCUCCAAAAGAAUAUUCUCCCAAAUACUCAGUGCCUUCCUAGCCACCAUGUAUUAAAAAUUCAGCUGGUCAGUUUCUCUGUGAAUUUAAAUGUCUUUAUGUUUGUGUGUUGUUUUUGUUGUGUUUACUGUAAGUAUUGUUGAUGUGUAGAUCUGUUCUAUUCCCUUGUAAUUAUUUGUCCAUUAUUCUUUUGUGUGGACAUUGUAUGGAAAUACAUUAUUUCUUUAAGAAUUUAGUAUUCUUACAACUACUGUCUUUGAAGUGCCAGAAGAGCCAAAGAAAAUGAUCCAAGAAGAAAGAGUACGUGUUGCUGUUCCAAAAAGAAAAGUGUCACCACCACGAGAAGGUACUCCUGCCCAUGGAUUAAUCUAUGAACAGACUUCCCUAAAGCAAAACCAUGAGAGCUUAAAACCUAACAUGCUGGCACAUUUUUUUAUAGUUCUAGUGCUCCAACAGCAUCCCCCAAGCGACCCUUAAAAGAAUCUUUGUAAUACACUAGAGAUAUUUUCCCCAGUUACUUCGGGUGUGAGAGAUAUCUGGAAAUAAUCAUCACUUUUCUAAGAAACACUUAAUGGGAUAUGUAUUUGUACAUGAUAUUGCGCCAGAAAAGAUAUUAAACUGGACUCUAUCUUUAAAGUACCAACAGAAGAAGAACACUGGGGUAUGUCAGAGGAAGUGUCUGUUUCUCUUCACACAGAGGAGGAGAUUUCAUACACAGUGCCUGAUGUACCAGAAAGGGCUAUCAUUGAAGAAAGAGUACCAAUUUCUCCUCCUAAAAAAAUGCCAAGACCACCAGCCAAAGGUAUACUGAAUGAAGUAUUGAAAUAUGAUAUAAACGUUUUCUGUGUCCUGUAUGUUCCAUGUAUAGUGAGUACCGAUCUGUUUUCUGAGAAUUGUUUGUCCUCUGGUAUUAAUUCUUACUUGCCAUUGCCUUGUGAUCCUUUGUAUUAUUAAGAUGUAUGUGCUAAAUUUUAAAAUUCUUUUAAUUGAUAUCUUUUUAAGUGCCUGAAGUACGCAAGAUGGUUGUCCAAAAAGAAAAGGUGUAUAUUGAAGUUCCUCAGGAUGAGGAGGAAGAAGAGGUUCCACAAUAUGAAGAAGUAACCAAAUAUGAGAAGGAAGUAAUCCAUUAUGAGGAAGAAGUCCAACAUUAUGAAGAAAUUAGUCACUAUGAGGAAGAAGCUCCUCAGUAUGAAGAAGUUCCUCAAUAUGAAGAGGAAGAAGUCACCCAUUAUGAAGAAGAAGCUGCUUAUUAUGAAGAGGAAGUUCCUCAAUAUGAGGAGGAGGAGGCAGAAAUUCCCCAAUAUGAAGAGGAGGCUCCACCACCAGUUAGAGGUAUACUUUAAUAAUAGGACUGUGCAAAAAUGACAAGUAUCUUCUGUUAAUGUAUAAUAGUUUUGUCUUAGUGUGUUCUGAUGUGCUUCACAGAUUGCUCUUUUCCAAGGCUUUUAAGGAUUAGGAUACAGAGUUGAAAGUGUGGUAUAUGCUUACACUUCACUACUUCCACAGAUUUAAGUGUUCCACGUCAUAAAUGUUCUUUACUCUUUCACAUGAAGUCUAUAUAACCAAGACAAUUUAAUUGGACUUUAUUUUGUCCUUGUCAAAUUCCACUGUCAGUCUGUGCUUGAAAUGUUUAGAAUUGCUCGUGAGAAGUGUAACAAAAAACUAUAUUUUUAUCUAGCAAAUGGACAGGGUAAUUGAAAAUAAGUCAUUUAAGAGCACAAGCCUCUGUGAAUUCCUCUCAAAAUUAUUUGAAAAUUCUGUAAUUGUUGUUAGUGUAUUUAUUUAUGGAAACAAAAGUUAUUAAAGUUCUAUUAAAUUGGCAUAUUUCAAUCCCCUUAAUUUUUAGAUAUUUUCCUCAGAAAUCAUGUUUAUGUUGAUAGUAUAAAAUUUCAACGUUGUUAGAACAGAGUGAACAUGUUAUUCACUGUUUAGAGAGGAAAACUAGACCAUGCCAAGAUCUUAGUAAUAAAGUCUUCCUACGUCUUAAUAUAAAGACAUGGACUAUGUCCAGUUUUCCAAUAUGAUGCAAUUGUCUAAGAGUACAGAAAGCAUAUUUUCCAGAUAUGAAUCAAAUCAACCCAUAGUGUUUUUUCCCCAUAAGGAAGUCGAAAAAAAAAUUUUUAACUAACUAAUGAGUAAAAAUUAUAUUUAAAGUUGUUUGCUCUAUAAUUUUAAUAAAUUGAUUAGUACAUUUUUCCUAUUAAAGAAAAGGCCAUGCUGCACACAGCAAAAGUGAGGUUUCUCCUGAGCUGGAAAAUUAGGAUUGGUUAAAAUUUCUCUUGACUAAUCUCAGCAGUUAAAAUUAACCUGUAUGUGCAGCAGUCUUUCUUCAAUACGCUCAGCAAGUCAUCGUUCUCCUCACAUCGACAUAAAACUUACAUGAAUACUUCUGGAUUGUAGAGUACAAUAACUAUUAGUAUACAUUUUAGUUGAAAGUGCAGUUAAAUGGAAAAUUUGUGCUUAUUUCAGCUGAGUCAGGAUUUGAUUUGAUGCCAUUAACCAACAAAUUAUGGUAUGAACUGCUGAGUGCUUGUUAUUUGUCCAGUUCUCUGUUGGAUUUGAAUCAAUUGGUAAACUGUGUCCACUUGCUUUUAGCAUGUUGGUAGCACUUGGAAAAUUUUGAAGAAUAAAAUGUAAUCAGCAAUAUAUAUUUGAUAUAUGUGCAAAACUGAUGCAGUCAGCAUGAUCAAGUAUAGCCUGUUGAAUGUCUUAGAAGUGUUAGGAUCAUAGCUCUAGAAGAAAGUAAGGAGAAAAGUGAAACCCUAAAUAUUAAUACUGCACUUAAAGCAAAUGCUUAUUACAAAGUUUGUUUUCAUCUACUGUUGGCAUUUUCAUUUGUUCCAAAAAAUUGAGGAAAGGGUUGAAUUUGUAUUUUAGUUAGUUUCCCCACCAUUAUCUUUAAUUGGUUCUAAAAAGCCACAUUCUGCCUUUCUCAGUCUUUGGAUCAACAAGUAAAUUCUUGAAUUAAAAAAGAAAAUGUCUUGGUGGCAUCUGUGGAUGAUCAAGGAGGAUAGGCUGAGCAGCAAUUAAUGUGAUCUGUUUUCUGUUUUAUUUUGUCUUUGUGCUCAAAUCAUUUUAAAUUAUAGCUGUUUGUUUUGGGUAUGACUUUGAGAUUUAUUUGUGUUAGGAGUUCUUGCUUGCUUGUUUGUUCCUGUUGUUUUAGAAGUAAAUAUCUAAGACAUUAAUGGUAUCUUUCAAGUGCCUGAGGUGCUCAAGAAGGCUGUUCCAGAGGAAAAAAUACCUGUUCUGAAGAAAAAGGAAGUUCCUCCAGCAAAAGGUAUAUCAUCACUUGAUGUUAGCAGGCAUUCUCUGAAUAUAUAACUUACACCAUGUUGCAGAUGCUUCACUUGGGCAUUAUUUUUUCCUUUCUUUUCUUUUGGGAGGGGGCUCUGUGUUUGAUGUGUUUGCGCUGCUGUUUUCUGCUAUUCUCUGUUUUGAAUAGCUCGUGGGUUAUGUUUUAACCAAAAUAAAUCUUUUGAAGUGCCUGAGGUGCCAAAGAAACCUGAACCUGAAAAGAAAGUCCAGGUGCCAAAGAAGAAGGAAGCUCCCCCACCUAAAGGUAUAGCAACUUACAAUUAUAUGUAAUCAGAAAGGUCUUCUAGACUUCAUUUAUCUUCUCACUUGUAUUAAGCAAGAUGACAGCAAAAGGAUUAUUGGUCUUAAGAACUGUCAUUCUGUGCGUUUGUGUUAAAAUGUUUAGUGUUAUUGGCUUUUAUGUCAUGGUGUUGCAGCUGCUUAUUCCAGGCUCAUUUUACAAUAAUAUCUUUAAAGUUCCUGAAGUGCCAAAGAAACCUGUGCAAGAGGAGAAGGUUCCAAUUCUUGUAAAGAAAAAGAAGGAUCUUCCACCAGCUAAAGUUCCUGAAGUACCAAAGAAACCUGUGCCAGAAGAGAAAGUACUUGUCCCAGUACCUAAAAAAGUGGAAGAACCUCCAUCAGCCAAAGUGCCUGAGGUGCCCAAGAAAGUUCCAGAAAAGAAAGUACCUGUCCCUGUACAUAAAAAGCCAGAGCCUUCACCAGCCAAAGAAGUGCCAGAAAUACCAAGACCUGCUCCUGAAGAGGCACCUACUUUUGUUCCUGAAGAAGAGGAAGAAGAGGAAGCUAUUCCAGAAAUACCAGUAAAAGGUACAACAUUCCUUCCCGAAAAUUACCUGAAAGCUCUGUUCAGUUCAUCAGAUCUUCAUCUCUAGUGAUUAAGCUGGAUGUAAACUUUCAUUAUUCUUUUGAAGGAAGUUUUCUUCAUCUUAUGGUUGUUUGUGACCCUUGUUCUGUAUUUUUUUAGUAGUUGUGAUGUUCUAAAUGUAAUAGAAAAAUUCUUAUCAAAACAAUAUCUUUUAAGUGCCAGAGGUGCCCAAGAGAGCUGUACCAGAAGAAAAAGCACAUGUUGCAGUUCCUAAAGUAAAGAAAAUUCCUCCAGCUAAAGGUAUAUCAUUUUGCAGUGUGUGAAGAUAAUUCUCGUC